Molecule: messenger RNA, 4061 nt
Organism: Pieris napi
Lineage: Eukaryota; Metazoa; Arthropoda; Insecta; Lepidoptera; Pieridae
Gene: Vav
Product: protein vav
Exons: 16
Coding region: 165-2582 (805 amino acids)
Biological process (GO): regulation of GTPase activity; cell migration
Cellular component (GO): cytoplasm
Molecular function (GO): guanyl-nucleotide exchange factor activity; protein binding
Source: RefSeq, a predicted model, not a curated record
UUCAGUUGUCAAAAAGUACUUGUGCGUUAUGGUUGGAGUUAUGUUUGUUGUAUCAAUUUGUGUGUCAAUUAUUAAUUAACCCUUGUUAAAAUGGCCUGUUGAUUAUUAAAAAGCAGAGCUUAGUUCAGAAACAAUCGAUGUUAAGUGUAUUUGGUGUGUGAAUCAUGGCAGCUGGUGGCGAGGAUCUAUGGCGCGAGUGCGCGGGUUGGCUUACUAGAUGUGGAUUAUUACGGCCUGACCAUAAGGCGAAUUGGGAUACAAGCACUAUACAUGAUUUGGCUUAUACCUUGCGUGAUGGAGUCUUGCUAUGUAACCUUCUGAAUGUCCUGCACUCUGGCUGUAUAGACAUGAAGGACGUUAAUCAGCGCCCCCAGAUGGCCCAGUUCCUGUGCAUGAGAAACAUAAAAGUAUUCCUAAGGACAUGCCACGAAGUUUUUGAAUUGCGUGAGACGGAUCUAUUUGAUCCAUCCAUGCUAUUUGAUCUCUCAAACUUCCACCGAGUACUCUGCACUCUUGCCAAACUCAGUCAGUGUCCAAAGGCCUUGACUAAAAGUAUAAAACCAUUCUCGGCAAACAGAACGCUAUCAGAAGAGGAUAUUUAUAAAGAUCUACAAUCUGUUGCGAACCAAUCCCUGGAUAUACCGCCCUCGUACGAGACGGUUCAGCCGCCGGCUUCGGAGGUGCCCUGGGUACAAUUCACCAUACCCAGCAGUAAUUGUGAAGAGAGGGUUGAGGAGAUAUAUGAGGAUCUCUGUUAUGUCAAGUUGAACUCGGAAGUACCUGAGCUAGCGUCGUCCUCGCACAGUUUAGAGAAACGGGAUUAUGUUAUACGCGAGUUGGUUGAUACGGAGUGCAAUUAUGUGGACGUGUUGAGCAAAAUAAUUAAGUAUUUCCUGAGACCACUUAUGCCGUACUUGAAGCCGCAAGAUAUGCAAGUGAUAUUCUUCGGUGUUAAGGAUCUACACGAAAUUCACACAGGCCUUCUCCGUCAACUGCGUUUGGCCACGGAAAUGUGUGUGCCAGGCAGUGGUACGCCGAGGCUGGCUGAUGUUUUUCUUGCGUGGCGGGAAAAGUUGCUGCUAUAUGGGGAUUAUUGUUCGAAUCUCACAACGGCGCAGGAUACCCUCAAAACGCUGGAUUCCAGGGACGGGACGUUUAGUAAACAACUUGCAAAAUGUCAAAAAGAGCACAGCGACGGUCGCAUACAGUUACGAGAUAUACUGUCAGUGCCGAUGCAGAGGAUACUCAAGUACCAUCUGCUUUUGGACAAACUUGUGCAGGAGACACAGCCGAAUCACGAAGAAUUCCGUGGACUAGAACGAGCGAAGGAAGCAAUGGUAGACGUUGCACAAUACAUCAACGAGGUGAAGAGAGACAGCGAAGUGCUUGCUUUGUUGGCUAAAGUUCAGGAGAGUAUAAUAGACUGGGACGGAGCGGAGCUAGGGGCGGGUGGAGCGUUACUAGCGGCGUACGGACGAUUAUUAUUAGACGGAGAACUCAAGGUCAAGGCGCACGAAGACCAGAAGCAGCGACUGCGAUAUGUCUUUGUGUUCGAUAAGCUUAUGCUCCUGUGUAAGCCAGUUAAGGAAAAUCAAUACUCAUACCGCGUAGGUAUACGAUUAGCCGAAUACCGUGUUGAGGAAGGCUGUGGGAGAAGAACAUUGCGGACUGAUUCGCGAUGGGCCUCGCAGUUCUAUCUUGUACGUCGGACAAAGGAAACGACGUUUACAUUAUACGCUAGAACGGAUGAAUGUCGACGGAAAUGGCUAAAGACGAUACAGGAUGCCAUUGACAACUUAGAACCUCCGGGGUGUCGAAAUACAAAUCACAAGUUUGUCCUUCACACAUUUGAAAAACCAGCCACAUGUCACCAUUGCUCCAAGUUUCUCAAGGGCCGAAUAUUUCAGGGCUACCAGUGUUCCGUAUGCAGCGCAUGCGCACACAAGGACUGUAUCGCGUUAUCUGGGCGAUGCGGCGGAGGCCUGUCGGUGGCGCCACCUCUGCCGCCGCACAGCCAACAGCCCGAUCACGCCUUGCAUUAUUACAUGUGGUACGUGGGCGAAAUGGGUCGAGAGACAGCCACGGACCGCCUGGAGCGCCGCGUGGACGGGACCUUUCUCCUUCGAGUCAGGCCUAGAGCACCGCCCCACCCUUCCAACGACACGCAUUAUGCCCUCUCACUCAAGGCUGACAACACAGUGAAACACAUGCGCGUCUGUCGGAAGCCAAUAGACCAGGUCCCGCACUACUACCUCUCCGAGUCAAGAUUCUUCCGGAGCGUUGUUGAACUCGUCACUUAUUAUGAACGGGUCAGUCUCGCUGAGAACUUCGUAGGAUUAGAUUCUAGUCUGAAAUGGCCCUUCCGUCGGGUUGUCGCCACAGUUAUCCACGACUUCCGUCCCUUGGAGUCGAGUCAACUGUCCCUGCGGCCCGGGGCCAAGGUUCUGGUUCUGAGUAAAGAGGGAGACAGCCGCGGAUGGUGGAAAGGAAGGAUACUAGACAAGGUAGGUGAUAACCGUUCAGGCUACUUCCCAAAAGACUGCGUGCUAGAGGAGCCCGAGUGUAUAGGCGCACUUGACUGAUGUCACUUGUGCGUCGCAGCGCGACGACACACCCCUGACAAUCUCAUCGAGGACCUGGUCUGAGGUCUGUACAAGACAUCUCACGUUCUCACUUGAGUUUUGCCGGGUGCUGAGGAUAGUCUAGUCACGAGGGAAUUGAGAUUGCUUCAUACAAAGGGAUGCUGCGGGGCCAAAUCCUUCGAUUUGGACUUUAAGGCAGAACAUACAUGACACAUCAAAAUUAUUAAAAAAAUUACCAUAUAGCAAUUGAAUAGGUAGUUCUAUAUGUAACUAAAAUUUUGUGAAUCAUUUGAAUUUAUUUCCAAAUGAUUUGUAAAAAAACAUACAAAUCUAUUUAAAUGUUACAAAUAAGUUAAAAUGCAAAAUCAAGGAUUUAGUUUUUUUUUGAAAACGGCUCUCUGUAUAAAUCUAUGUAGUCCUAAUUAGUAUGUGUAACAUUAGCAAACCAGCCAUAAUGACGUUGAAUUGACGAUUUUAUAGUUCACCAACAGUCAUUUACAUAUGUGUGUAACGUCACUGUAUAAAAAUGUCAGUUUCAACGAUUUUUUUUGUCGAUUUGCUUUGUUAUUAUGAAACAACAACCACCGGCUAUUUAGAGCGCGGCCAUACGAUGCGGUAACGGUGCGGUGCGGCGCCGGAGCGCUGCCGCAACGUCAUCCUGCAUACAUACCAUGACUAUACCAUGUCACACGACGCAUUGCGUCACCGCACCGCAAGCGCGCUGGAGUUGUGACCUGCUAGACGAAGCGGGGAGAGGUAAAAUAUAUUGCCACACCACAACGCCCGUAUGGAACCCUAUAGCUCGAAGUAAUUGCGGUACGGCGCUGCACCGCACCGUUACCGCAUCGUGUGGCCGCGCUCUUAUUAUUGACACUGAUCGCCGCUUUUUUAGAUUCGUUUCUAUACUAAGUACCAACUAGCGAAGCAAAAUAAACAGAAAUGUGACAAAUAAAAAUACAUAUUAAUAUAAGUUUUCAAUUAGUUCACAAGAUCUUAGUAUACAUAUUGGGAAAUAUUUUUAAAGAUAUAUCGGUUUUUAGUUUGGCAAAUAUUUGGGCUAUUCGAUAACCACAAAGUUAUAGAUAUAAUUUGAAUUGACAUUUAAAGUAAACCCCUUGAAUAUUAGGGUAAAAUAUUAUUUACUUAAAAUAACUAUUUAAAAUAUUACUAACUCCUUGUUAAUAAUUAAUCAGUGAAAGAAUACUCGUAAAUUUGUUUAAAAUUUCAAUGCAUAAGUGAUGUUAUGUGUCUUAUAUGUGAAGUUGUGAAUAGCGGGUGAAAUGCUUUAAGUGUAAAUAUAAAGUAAGUAGUUAUAAGACGACAUACAGCUAUCUCUCUCAUUCGUUUGACAGUUUUUAAGGUAGAAAGGGAUAUACGUAUUUUUUGGAUUAUAAAUGAAAAAAUGUAGGCCGUAACUAUAGCCUAAUACAAAUUUUAAGACAUGUCAAAUAAGAAAUUUCGAUAAUCCAUUCAAAUUUU